CGCUGAGAGUGUAGACUUGGAAACUGAGUUUGGGAGGGUUUCAUCAUCAUGAGAUGAUUAUCAGUAGAUUUCUCCAAAAGAAUAGAGCGAAGUGAAGAUUUGCCAUCCAUUCUCUUCAUGUAAUUGUUGGAAGAACCGUAUUGAUAUUGCAUUUAUAAACAAUGGCGCAGCAGACCAGCAAGAGAGGCGUGGUGGACUUCAACUUUAGCUCGCCUGCCGUUGAUUUCACAAAGACAGUGAAUACUGCCGGACUCAAAGGCCAGAGUGCUUUGGUGACGGGGGGAGCGAAUGGGAUAGGCGCAGGCUUUGCGACGGCUUUGGCGGAAGCCGGAGCAUAUGUCACGAUUGUGGACCUGCACUCAGACGGGGAGAAGUAUGCGAAAGAACUGGCAUCGAAGGGUCUUCAUGUCCAAUUCAUCCAAGCAGAUGUCCGUAGCUGGGACGCCCAGCUCCAAGCCUUCAAAUCUGCCAUCGAAUUCCACCCCACCCACUCUCUCGACAUCGUCGUCACCGCGGCCGGCCUCGUCGGCAACUCCAUGGACCAGUGGAUAAAACAUAAUCCCACCGACUCUAACGCCGAUCCUCAUCCCCCGACGACCGACGUCAUCGACGUCAACCUGACCGGGAGUUUCUACUCCAUCCACCUGGCGGUCCAUUACUUCGCCCGAACCAUUGAUGCCGCGACGUCGGCGGAAUCCAAGCAGAUUGUGCUGGUGGCGUCGCUGGCGGGGUAUGCGGCGCUCCCGCUCCUGGCGGACUAUAACGGGAGCAAGUUUGGGGUACGGGGGAUGAUGAAGGCGUUACGGGCGAGGCCUGAGCUGCUGGGUGAGGGGAAGAAGAGGGUGCGGACGAAUUUGAUUGCGCCGACGUAUAUACGGACGAAGAUGAUUGCGAAUCACCUUGGGAAGUUGGCGGAAGCGGGGAUCCCCGUGGGGGAAGUGGAGGACUGUGUGGAUGGGUUCUUGAGGGUUGUGACUGAUGAAGGGGUGCAUGGGCGUGCGAUUGCCAUUGCGCCGAACAAGGGGGGUUCUGAUAUGAAGGAUGAUCUGAAGCAUUAUGAUGCUGGUAAGGGAUUGAAGGAGUUGAUUGAAGGAAGACUUUUCGGUGGUUAGCUAGGUAUGACCGAGGUAAGCGUACCGUAGGGUAAAUUCUUGGAGAAGUAAUAAUAAAUGGUUUCAGAUGGAUUAUAGUGACCGAUAUGCUUGCGAGAAUCAAGAUAUCUCAUUAGUAUUAUUGCGUUCUCUUCAAAAGUUAAGGUAGCUCGAGUCCAC
This is a messenger RNA of Eremomyces bilateralis CBS 781.70, 1271 nucleotides long. RefSeq names its product NAD(P)-binding protein. Gene Ontology annotation, molecular function: oxidoreductase activity, acting on the CH-OH group of donors, NAD or NADP as acceptor. The transcript is spliced from 4 exons. The record is from RefSeq and is a predicted model, not a curated record. Bases 162 to 1112 code for a protein of 316 amino acids. Lineage: Eukaryota; Fungi; Ascomycota; Dothideomycetes; Eremomycetales; Eremomycetaceae. Gene Ontology annotation, cellular component: cytoplasm.